Messenger RNA from Scylla paramamosain (green mud crab), 2636 nucleotides. RefSeq lists its product as uncharacterized. The record is from RefSeq and is a predicted model, not a curated record. Gene Ontology annotation, cellular component: plasma membrane; synapse; neuron projection. The transcript is spliced from 2 exons. Bases 18 to 1961 code for a protein of 647 amino acids. Lineage: Eukaryota; Metazoa; Arthropoda; Malacostraca; Decapoda; Portunidae. Gene Ontology annotation, molecular function: protein binding; extracellular ligand-gated monoatomic ion channel activity; transmembrane signaling receptor activity. Gene Ontology annotation, biological process: chemical synaptic transmission; signal transduction; nervous system process.
UGCAAAACUAUGUCCAAAUGAAAGAGGUCUUUAUAACUGGAAAUGUGUCCACUUAUGCCCUCGGCGGCCAGGACAAGCUAUGUCUGCCGGAGGACAAGGAAUUCAUGGUACUGUUCACUAUUUGUAGUGACCAUCCUACAGCUAAGAGCCAGUGCACAAGAUUAGGUGGUCGUCUCAUCGGCAAGGAUGACGACUUUGAUAAGAUUGCUAAAGAGGCUGCCUUGUCGCUGGACGUUCAAGAUGAUUUGUUUCUGUGGACUGACAUGGCUGACAAAGAGCAAGGUUCGGUGCUAUCUGUCAACCGAGACACCAUCUCCCACCACAUGCUCAACUACACCUCUGACACAGUGCUCCACACCACCGCCUGCAUGAUGUCACUCAAGAAAACUGUCUACAUGAAAGGCUACCACACUGAGACAAUGACUCUGUUGAGAUACGACAGGAGACUGGUUCUUCUGUCAGAGAGUGGCGAGAUCAUCCGCAGGGAACCGUGUCCCGGCAGCACAGAGCAUGAGGGUUUCAGCAGGUGUCUUGCCAAGAGAUCUUUUGGAAUGCAGGAGGAAUUUGCUUCCCUAGGUUAUGGAGAAGACAUUUUUGGCCGCCACAACUGGAAUGAGGAGAACACAAACAGAUAUAGGAAUCUCAGUAUCUCAUUUUGUGAGAAGGACAAAUUCACCUGCAAUGACGGCAGCUGCAUUCCCCUCCAGGAACGCUGCGAUGGAACGCGCCACUGCGAGGACAACUCUGAUGAGGGUGAGCUCUGCACGCUGAUAAGGCCCCGGCCACCCUCUUACCUGAUGGCCUAUUGUCCAAACCCUCAGCCAAUUAUUGGACUGAGAAUCAAAGUCAUAAAAGUCAAUUCAGUCCUGCUUGAUGCAAACGAGUUUAAAAUCACCCUGCACAUUGGACUUAUGUGGCGUGAUGAGAGACUCGCAUUCCAAAACCUGCUCAAGGAACCCAAGAUCCUGGAAUCACAUGAAUACAAAGACAUCUGGACCCCACAGCUUUUUUUUAUAAAUGCCAACCAUGAGGACAACGUGGCUGUCACCACCAAGACUUCAGUGCUCAAUGAAUUCACCGUGGUGGUCAAGGGUAAAGGUCAACCUGAAAUUUAUGAUAGUUAUGAGGUGAUGGUGUUCAAUGGAUCCAAGGUGGAGAUCCAGAACAGAAUCCAGUACCAGUUCACGUUCUCCUGCAGCUUUGACUUUGUUUUCUUUCCGUUUGACAUCCAGAAGUGUUGGAUGAAGGUGCGUCUCAGAGACACAUCUGGGUGCAGGCCUCUCUGGGACACAAAUCAGGGCAGAGUGAUGGUGAUGAGCAAGGGCUCUACACUCUCCAUGUACAACAUCUCCAAAGCACGGUAUGAAAUUACAGAUGAUGGGAGGUACGUGAUUGUCCACCUACUCUUCACUCGGAAGUUUGAAUCGUAUGUCAUGACAACGUUCCUACCGUGCAUCAUCCUGUGUCUCCUGGCACACACAACGCUCACACACUUCAAGAUUGAGAACUUCAAUGACCGGAUUAUGGUGACACUCUCCCUGCUCAUUGUCCUUGCCUCACUCUUCUCCCAGCUCUCCUCUACCCUCCCCAACUCUCCUUCUGCCAAACUGGUUGACUACUUCUUCCUGUACUGCAUUGGGAGAGUCGGUCUCAUCUUCCUCCUUCACACUUUCAUUGAGGUGAGUCGCAGAUCCAUGGCAGACACUAAAGAAGAACCCACAUCAGUAAUCAAAGGGAUCGAUCCCACCCUUGGCAUCAAGAUGAAACUAGCCUGGGUCUCUGAGGAUGAUGCCAAGGAUCCACCCAAGCAAAGAAUUAAUAUACCAAAGACCAUCAGCUAUGUUGGUGCUGUGGCAGUCUUGGUGAUGGAUGUGGUGAUGGUUGUGCUGCUUCUGUUCAAGACCCUCAAUGACCACAGUGAAAAGUGUAAUCGCUUCAAGGCAAUGAACAUCACAACAUAAAAAUGAAGUGCUCUCAGGGGGCAGGUGGCCAUCCCUGGUCACCCACUGUGGGGCAGAGCUGACAGGCAGCACCCACAACAUGCAUGACAUUCCCAUUGCCUCAUUUUAUUCAAUGAUCAAUGCUCCUCAUGAAUCACUCAUAUUCAAAGACUAUUUGUUUAUCUGUUUACCAGGCUGGCCACACAGACUGGCCCAGACAAAACACCACACUCAUACACGCUCUUUGCCCCAUCAGCUCCUGGUGGAAAGGGGCAGGCUCAUGGACCACCCUACUACAAACAGAAAGAAAAACAAAAUCAAAUAUACUAAAAUAUGUGUCAAAAAAUUGUUACACUGUAAUAGUAAUAGUAGUAGUAGUAGUAGUAGCAGUAGCACUCCCCUCAUGUUUAAGGAGCUUGUCUGUCCUAUUGUGUCUGUCUCUAUCACUGAAUGCUAUUUGGUACAUGGAAAUACAAUGAGAAUAGAAGGUACAAAAACAGCAGAUUAAGCUGUGAUAGUUGCAAUGCACAAGACCCUUCCUUUUUCUGUGAGUAUUGUCUUGGUCAGCCUUGCCAGCACCUCAAACACACCUCUAAAGGGAGUUGCCAGGUAGUCUGUACAUCAACCAGCACAAAGAGGGAGUAAUUCUGUGUUUUUUUGCAGCAAAGAUUGAUAUGUCAGUAAAUGGAAGGGCUG